Molecule: messenger RNA, 1158 nt
Organism: Penicilliopsis zonata CBS 506.65
Lineage: Eukaryota; Fungi; Ascomycota; Eurotiomycetes; Eurotiales; Aspergillaceae
Exons: 2
Coding region: 49-996 (315 amino acids)
Biological process (GO): L-phenylalanine biosynthetic process
Cellular component (GO): cytoplasm
Molecular function (GO): chorismate mutase activity; prephenate dehydratase activity
Source: RefSeq, a predicted model, not a curated record
UUGAGAUCUUCGAUCUUCCAAGUAGUGUGCCCGGUCAAUUAUACCAGAAUGGAACAACUACAGGUCGCAUUCCUGGGUCCCCCAGCAUCUUUUUCGCACCAGGCUGCCCUGGAAGUUUUCGGUUCUUCGGUCAACCUAAUACCUCAAACAUCUUUUGCGGAUGCCUUCGCUGCUGUUCAACAGCAGCAAGUGGACUAUGCAAUAAUACCAGUUGAAAAUUCAACAAAUGGGGUAGUAGUGCAGACAUUUGACCUUUUCGCGGAUCGACAAGGCCUUUAUAAAGAUGUGAAAGUUUGUGGGGAGCAUUACCUAGCUGUCCAUCACUGUCUGUUGAUUCGAAAGGAUAUAUCACCACUUGCUAGACCAGACUAUGGUUCCAUCAAGAAACUAUACACUCACCCGCAAGCAUGGGGCCAAUGUGAUAAGUUCCUAUCCCUCUACUUCAAAGGCGUCGAAAGGCAAGAUACCUCUUCGACUUCGAAAGGUGCCGAAAUUGUUGCGAAGAAACAGGAUGAGCAUGGUGCCGCCAUCGCUAGCCGUUUUGCGGCGGAAUAUCACGGCGUGGAGGUCGCCGAAGCUAAUAUCGAGGAUGAUCAUGGCAACAAAACACGAUUCCUCAUCAUUGAAAAUACCCAGUCGGACCAUACAAAUCGGAUAGCCUCCUUCGAAGAAGUAAGAAGUGGUGGUACGGCACAAGCACCCACUUUGAAACCCGCAAGAAAAUCACUAUUCUCGUUCACUAUAAACCAAGAUCUACCAGGAGCAUUAGCGGAUGCCCUGUUGGUAUUUAAAGCUGAGGGUUUCAACCUAACAAGCAUCAAUUCUCGACCCAGCCAGAGAGGGCCGGGGCAGUACAUUUUCUUUGUGGAAUGCCAACUGGACCAGAGUAUUCAAUGUGACGAUGUUGUCUCCCGAGUUUUACAAAGUCUUCGGGCAUUCACGGUGACAUGCAGAGAACUGGGGACCUGGAAAGAUACACUUCAGCUAUCUGGUUAGGCUUUUAUGGCGUGAUAUUCAACAACCAGCGGACAUAUUUCAGUGGAUACUUUUAGCUACACCAAGCUUCCACUUGGUGAUACUCUAUCUACUGCAAAUGGAUAUAUAUAUAUAUAUCUAUCUAUCUAUCUAUCUAUUUUAGUUGCUUUGCGAGCAUAUCCC